Messenger RNA from Physella acuta, 2840 nucleotides. Its product is annotated as L-2-hydroxyglutarate dehydrogenase, mitochondrial. Lineage: Eukaryota; Metazoa; Mollusca; Gastropoda; Physidae. The record is from RefSeq and is a predicted model, not a curated record. Gene Ontology annotation, molecular function: (S)-2-hydroxyglutarate dehydrogenase activity.
UACUGAAAACAUGGCUGCAUCAAGUAAAAUUUUUCGCAGUGUUUAUAGCACAAUUCGCUGUAAAAAGCAUCUAAAUAUUUCUAAUUUUAGGAAUGCCUCAAAUGAGAUGUUAUAUAUUGUCAACGGACGAUGCAUGUCAACAGAUGCACGAAAGAAUGAACAACAUGAGUAUGAUUUGGUCAUUGUCGGAGGUGGGAUUGUUGGUACAGCCACAGCGCAAGAGUUGUCAGCUAGACAUCCACAACUCAAGUUGGCCAUUUUGGAAAAAGAAAAUGAUUUAGCUGCUCAUCAAAGUGGCCAUAACAGUGGUGUCAUACACGCUGGUAUCUACUAUGUCCCUGGAACAUUGAAAGCAAAGUUAUGUGUAAAAGGCAUGGAAAUGGCAUAUAAAUAUUGUGAUAAGCAUCAAAUUCCUUACAAAAAAUGUGGCAAAUUGAUAGUUGCCACAGAUCCUAGUGAGUUACCCAGGUUGGAUGUUCUAAUGGAGAGAGGGCUGAAGAAUGGUGUGAAGGAUAUUAAAAUGAUUGGACCAGAGCAGAUCAAGGAGAUAGAACCCAACUGUGUGGGUCUCAAAGCUAUUCAUUCACCUCACACUGGCAUUGUGGAUUGGGGCCUUGUGACCAAGUAUUAUGGAAAAGAGUUUGAGAAACGUGGUGGAAAAAUCUAUAAAAACUUUGAGGUGACCAAGUUUUUAAAUAAACAGGAGAGUAAAGAGGGAAGCAGCACAGGCCUGACACACAGUGUGGAAAUACACGGCAAUGGCCCUCAGAAACCAGUGGUGACCUGUCGCUAUGUCGUGACCUGUGGGGGCUUGCAUUCAGACAGACUGGCGGAGAAGUCCGGGUGCAAUCCGGAGCCUAGAAUUGUGCCUUUCAGGGGAGAGUACCUCUUGUUAGCUCCAGAAAAGUGCAACAUGGUCAACGGAAAUAUUUAUCCUGUACCAGAUCCACGUUUCCCAUUCUUAGGAGUCCACUUUACACCACGUAUGGAUGGCAGUGUCUGGUUAGGACCUAAUGCAGUUUUAGCUUUUAAAAGGGAAGGUUACGGAUAUACACAGUUCAGCUUAUCAGAUUUUACUGAUGCUGUCAGCUUUAGAGGGCUUAGAAAGUUGGCAAUGAAACAUUUAAGUUAUGGUAUUCAAGAAAUGUACAAGGGUAUCUAUAUCAGAGCUCAAGUGAAACAAUUACAGAAGUUUGUACCUUCACUUAGACCACAAGAUGUUAGUAGGGGACCAGCUGGCGUGAGAGCCCAGGCAUUGGACCGUGACGGCAAGUUGGUGGAUGACUUUGUGUUUGACAGCGGAUCAGGUGACUUGGGCAGUCGAGUUUUACAUGUCAGGAAUGCUCCAUCCCCGGCUGCAACAUCCUCGCUGGCCAUAGCAGAGAUGGUGGCAGACAGAGUGGAGGAGCAGUUUAAACUGUAAAGAUGGGGGCUAACAGGAUCUGCAGCAGUUUAAGCCUUAAAGAUGGUGGAUAACAGGGUUUGCAGCAGUAUUAAACUGUAAAGCAUUUGGAUUUAAAAGAGAAGUCUUUCAGGGUAUUACUUUAACAGAAUUAUAUAUAUUUACCAUACUGCUGUUGUUUUAUAAAAUUUAUAUGAAAAAAUUGUUUUGGGUUGUAAAUGUAUAGGCACUAGAUAGCAUUCUAAUUAAUUGUAAAAAUAAGAAAUUUAUUUAGGAUUUUUUUUAUUGCUCAUUAACAUACUAAAGUUUCAACAAAUAAAGAAAACAAUGCUAUCAUUUUAUAGUAUAUAUUUUUUAAAUUUGUUCACUUUUUAUAAUAUAUAUAUAGAUGAAGCUCCAUCUUUUUAAAAAUUUAAAUAAUCUUCAAGAAGAUAUUACUUUGAGCACCUUAGUUUUAAUGGGUUUAUUAUCUUUUUAAAAUUUUUUGCUGUGUAUUUUAUUUAAUGUAUGGGCUGUUCACUUGGCUUUGGAUGCAACAUUUUAUAGCUUUGCCAUUUAUGUUUGAUAUGAUAGAAACAUUUUCUAUUGAUCCAACAACUGACUUUGUUAUAUGUAUGUCUAUUUUGUUUUCACAAUAACAAUGUUAUUUUUAUUGCUUUCAAAAGGCUGUUAUAUAUCAAUUUACUGUAUGCAAUUGUUAUCCAGCAUAAUAUCUGUUAUCUUGUAAGUUAUUUCAAAGUUUUGCACCAUUUUGUAAUACUAAACAGGUUUUCUUAUUCUUAUAUUUUUAAUGAAUUUGGUUUUUAUUAUAUGUGAUGAACCCAGUUUUUCUUCAUGUGAACUUAAAAGACUAUAGAUCUAGAUUGGACUUGCACUUAGUUUGCUUAAUUUAUGUAUGGACGUAGACUUACAUAGAACUUGCAAGUCCUCUCCCACUUGUUUGUAUGAAAACUCCGAGUGGUAGUUUAGAUCUGACAACUUCCCUCCACUGGGAUUGUGUCAUUUUAUUUCACAAGCUGUAAUUCAGUAAUAGAACAUUACUCAUGGUGUUACUGAUUUUAAAUGUUGAGGAGUUGAAAUAUGGCGACUUGGUUGUGUUGGUAAAUUUCUUACAAAUCAUCUUUUCAAAGAUGAGUUUUUGCUCAAAUACUUUUCUAAGUUAGACUACUUAUAUGAGUUAUACUUACUGCCGCAUAUUUAUUAGUUAUAUAAAUUUGUGUAGGCUACAGCUGAUCUAUUUUUUUUAAUGCACUGCCUGGUUUACAAAUUUAACUUAAUUUAUUCACUUUUUUUAUUUGUAUGAUCAGCAGUGAGUUGCUAAAUGGAUGGGGAAAAAUGUAUUCAAAUUUAAAAUUAUUUUGGCUAUUUGAUAAAUUUUUUUAUUUAUUGCAAUUAAACAGAGGGGAAUAAAAGUCAUCUAACACACAGCUGGUUUUGU